GCUGAACAGCAUUCGCCACCGCUUCACCGUGGGAACUAUGUCGCAAAGGUGAGACUUCUCGACUAGUUCAGUCUGUCGGGUGAAGCGUUGGGGACAAAACACUGGACAUUUAAACCGAAACAGAUUAGAAAAGUACCAACAGCACUUUAUUUUGUGAAUUUCGACGUGUUUAUCUAAAUGACAACGAAGUGCCACGGAAAAAACACACUUUGACGGCACCAUGGAGAGCAAAGGCAGCCGCUGUAAGAUCGUGGUGGUCGGCGAUACGCAGUGUGGCAAAACUGCACUACUCCAUGUCUUUGCCAAAGACUCUUACCCAGAGAAUUAUGUUCCCACGGUCUUCGAGAACUACACGGCCAGUUUCGAAAUCGACAAACAGAGGAUUGAGCUAAACAUGUGGGACACGUCAGGUUCGUCCUACUACGACAACGUUCGACCGCUAGCCUACCCGGACGCAGACGCCGUCCUCAUCUGCUUCGACAUCAGCCGACCAGAGACACUCAACAGUGUACUGAAGAAGUGGCAGGGAGAGACCCAGGAGUUCUGUCCCAAUGCCAAGGUGGUUCUGGUGGGCUGCAAGCUGGACAUGAGGACAGACCUCAACGUGCUGAGAGAACUGUCCAAACUCAGACUCAUCCCCGUCACUCACGAGCAGGGCACCGGUCUGGCCAGGCAGAUAGGGGCUGUGGCCUACGCAGAGUGCACCUCCAAGUACUCUGAGAACAGCGUCCGGGACGUGUUCCACGUCACCACGCUGGCAUCUGUGGCGCGCGUCCAUCGGCCUGUGUCACAGCUCAAACGCACCGGCUCACGGCGGGGCCUCAAGCGGGUAUCCCAGCAGCCUCCACGGACUGAGAUCCUGGAGCAAACCCCCGCCAUCAGAAAGGAUCGAGCCAAGAGCUGUACGCUCAUGUAGGGACGGACUGUACGAACUGGCCCAGAGGGUGUACAAAACGGACAUUAAUUUUAUUUAUAGGUUUUUCCUUGUUUCCUUUGCACUGCAAAAAAAGACAAUGAAUACAACAAGGAUUGCAAUGCUGAAGAGUGAGGGGACUUUGUUCAUCAUCAACAAAUGUUUCCUUUUUCCCCCUUGUAUAACUGUUUUUCUGUACAUAUGUCUGGGUCGGAUCCUUGCCACUUCAUUGCCACAUUUUCUAACAACCUCACACAUAACAGCAAAAUGAAAGAGAAACAAACCCAAACGAGAGAUACUACUGUAGCUAAUGCAAGAGAAUUAAGGCGAAAAGGAAUGUAAGGGGAGGAGGAUGAGAGGUCUAAUGAGAUUGAUAAGGGAGCCCUUUCCAUUAAGUUGUUUCCUGUCUUCAAAUGCCAUUUUCUGUGUCAGUGUUCAUUUACAAGCACAAAAUGAUGCACGCAAAGUGUUCAGAUUUAAAUGUCAGGGAAUGAUGUUAUCGUCCCAUUCAAUCUAAUGAGAUAACUAGAUGGUUAGAAGCCCAGAGAGACACAGAAUUACAGGGCUGAUGACACUAAAAACCACAAGUGCUUUCAGAGGAAAAUAAGAACUAAAAAAUAAGACUUUUACUUAUCACUCACCACUAAAUAUAGAUGUGUUUAAAUAAUUGUACAAAGUAAAUAAUAAUGUUUGCGAUACGUUGCAAUGUUGGGAUAGGAAGGGGCUGUUUAACAAUGUCUUGUUUGUUUGAUCCGGAAAUUAAAAAAACACCUGCUCUGCUACUCUAUGUACAUUUUCAUAUCUGAGAUUCAUAAUGAACUACUGGUUCCAAUAGACACACUGAAAGAAAGUAACCAGUAGAUCUUUACAUAUAGUGAACUAGUUUCCAUCUGGUGUAUUGCUCUUGACAGUUUAUCCUCAUUCCCCCUUUGUGUCCCUCCUCGCACCCUCCUGUCCUGAUCAGGGCCCCCAGCCAGUUCUUGCUUCUGUGAGCAGCAG
Osmerus eperlanus (European smelt) is the source of this 1912-nucleotide messenger RNA. Its product is annotated as rho-related GTP-binding protein RhoN-like. Gene Ontology annotation, biological process: small GTPase-mediated signal transduction. Gene Ontology annotation, molecular function: GTPase activity; protein kinase binding; GTP binding. NCBI's taxonomy places the organism in Eukaryota, Metazoa, Chordata, Actinopteri, Osmeriformes, Osmeridae. The transcript has 5 exons. Gene Ontology annotation, cellular component: cytosol. The record is from RefSeq and is a predicted model, not a curated record. The coding region runs from base 221 to 916 and encodes 231 amino acids.